AUGUCACGGCGAAGAGACCCCAAGUCCCCGCUGGCAGAUUACAUUCGUCGUCUCGGUGGCGUCACCCGGCGAUCCAACGCUACAACGUCGUUGACGCCAUCAACGGGUGGCGAAGGUGGUGGCCGCUACGCUCUUUCGGCCACUGAGCGAGCUGUGCUGUCGACUGCCCCUACGCGUGGCCGCUCUUUUCUCCCGCGCACCCGAAAUCUCGGCAACGACGAUGCCCAUCGUGGGGGUGAAGUGAAGCCAAAAACACCACCACAUAAGUCACCACAGCAACGCCAGCAACAAGAGCAGCAAGGGAGUUGCAAGUCAACAAAGCCAGCAAAUACUCCCAGUUCGUCCAAAAGCUCGUCGUCUGUCCACACUGCGAAGGGACAGCCACGUGUGCGUGGCAGCAGCUCCCCUACUUGGGAAGACUUCAAGCCGCCGGCAGUCCGGAAAAAGGCACCAGACAGUGGGGCUGGACCAAAGGGACAACCAAGCCGUAAGCACCCAAGAGAAAAAGGAGGCGAAAAAGAGUGA
Messenger RNA from Trypanosoma grayi, 525 nucleotides. RefSeq lists its product as hypothetical. Bases 1 to 525 code for a protein of 174 amino acids. Lineage: Eukaryota; Euglenozoa; Kinetoplastea; Trypanosomatida; Trypanosomatidae. The record is from RefSeq and is a predicted model, not a curated record. The transcript has a single exon.